Rhagoletis zephyria (snowberry fruit fly) is the source of this 1663-nucleotide messenger RNA. RefSeq names its product N-acetylglucosamine-6-phosphate deacetylase. Gene Ontology annotation, biological process: N-acetylglucosamine catabolic process. NCBI's taxonomy places the organism in Eukaryota, Metazoa, Arthropoda, Insecta, Diptera, Tephritidae. Gene Ontology annotation, molecular function: N-acetylglucosamine-6-phosphate deacetylase activity. The record is from RefSeq and is a predicted model, not a curated record.
AUGCCAUAGCAAUUUGGACACAACUUCAACAGAAAUAGUAUGCGGGUGGAGGUUGCGUGUGGGAUAGAGUAGUCGUUGUGUUGUACAUUACGCGGUGUUUUUUUUUUGUUUAUUUUUCAUUUGAGUGCAUAUAGUUCAUUUUACGGCCGUGCUUAGGGUAGGAUUUCCAACUACGGAAAUAUCGCAAAUGUCUCAAGGUGAAUUAUUGCAAUUUGUAAAUUGUCGUUUGGUACGUAAUCAUAAGCUGAUACAGGAAGAUCUUUGGGUGCGCAAUGGCAAAAUCAUUAAUCCAGAGCCAGUAUUCUUCGAUGAGAAGCAGCGGGCACAUCAACAAAUCGAUUGUGGAAAUUCCAUUAUAGCUCCCGGCUACAUUGAACUCCAGAUUAAUGUUUUAAUCCGAAGGCGUAAAAGCACACUGCUGCUUUAAAUGCUUUGCCAUUAUCGGCAAAUAUGCGGUUACGGCGUUGACUUCUCAUACGAUGUGGAUACAGUCGCUGAAGGCAUUGAGAAGGUCGCAAAAGAGCUAAUCACAAAUGGGGUUACUUCAUUUUGUCCCACCAUUGUAACGUCGCCACCGGAAACUUAUCGGAAAAUUAUACCACAAGUAACGGGCACAACAACAGGCGCACAAGUUUUGGGCUUGCAUUUAGAAGGUCCUUUUAUCAGCCCACAAAAGAAGGGAGCCCAUCCGGAGAACUGCAUCAAAGAUAUUGAUAAUGGCAUAGACACGUUGGUGGAGGCCUACAGCAACUUAGGAAAUGCCAAAAUUAUCACGCUUGCACCGGAAAAAGAUCCAACGGGCGCUGUCACAAAAGCGCUGACAAACAUGGGUAUCACUGUAGCCUUAGGACACUCCAUUGCCAACUUGUCUCAAGGUGAACUUGCUGUGCAAAAUGGUGCGCGGUUGAUUACACAUCUUUUCAAUGCCAUGUUACCGUUCCAUCAUCGGGACCCUGGUCUGGUUGGCUUGCUGGCGUCCAAUAACAUUCCACCUGCCCAGGAAAUUUUCUUUGGCAUAAUUGCUGACGGCAUUCACACACAUCCGGCUGCUUUGCGUAUAGCCCACCGCACUCAUCCCGAUGGUCUUAUACUGGUUACGGAUGCAAUUGCAGCACUCGGUCUGGGCGAGGGCAAACACCCCUUAGGUCAGUUGGAAAUGGAAGUACGCGAUGGCAAAGCGUUCAUUGCUGGCACUAAUACUUUGUGUGGUAGUAUUGCACCAUUAGAUACAUGCGUACGCAUUUUCAAAAAGGCAACCGAUUGCUCUACUGUAUAUGCGCUAGAAUGCGCAACACUACAUCCGGCAAGUUGUUUAAAAAUGGCGGAAACGAAGGGUACGUUAAAUUUUGGCGCUGAUGCCGAUUUUGUUAUUUUGACAGAUGACUUGUUUGUAAAGUCGACAUGGAUUAAUGGCAAAUGCGUAUACCGUUGCAAACCUGAAGAAUUGGAAGCGCUCACUGCCAGACCUAUUGAACAAUUAUGCGAGUGUACAUAAAUUAGGUUGAAAAAAUGUAUUGAAUUCGUUAUUUUAUUCAGUUGCACAAUUGCUGAAAUUCAAAUUUUAUUGCUUUUAUAACCUAAAAGUUUUUAUUUAGAUCGCUUGAAUCAACAUGCAACUUAUUUAAAAUCAAUUUUUGCAUUAAAUUGAUGCUUACAUUUUUAA